This is a messenger RNA of Solenopsis invicta (red fire ant), 1574 nucleotides long. RefSeq names its product DNA-directed RNA polymerase II subunit GRINL1A (gene Polr2M). Bases 503 to 1474 code for a protein of 323 amino acids. Gene Ontology annotation, molecular function: transcription elongation factor activity. Gene Ontology annotation, biological process: transcription elongation by RNA polymerase II; intracellular signal transduction. The transcript has 5 exons. NCBI's taxonomy places the organism in Eukaryota, Metazoa, Arthropoda, Insecta, Hymenoptera, Formicidae. Gene Ontology annotation, cellular component: intracellular anatomical structure; nucleus. The record is from RefSeq and is a predicted model, not a curated record.
GGGGCAGUGCGGAAAAGUGCAACCGCGAACGACAGACGUCCCACUUGCGAUGUAUGCCGUUUCGUAUCGAUUCACAGAAAAACGGAUUUCUCGAUAUAUCGUAUCGUCGCGAUGCUCGUCAUUCUCCAGUGCAGAAAGUGCAACGCGGUAACAGCUGCUGGGAACGACUGUCGUUCGCUUAUUUCACUCGAAUAGAGCAAGACAAGACGCAGUAUUCCGUUUGAGAUGCUUUCGAAGGCCGGUCGUUUUGAGAACCGUGCCUGUUCGCGAUGACAUUGUUAUGCCAUUUAUUGUUUAUAUUGUGAUUUUGUUGCGUCGAUUUUUAGCAUCACGUUGCACUGCAAAUUUAUUUGAACUCCAAUUUCUCCAGUUUCUUCUUCAAUUUUGCAAAAGAUUCGAAACACACACGUACAAUUGUUGAGGAGGUACAGUUUUUGUAAUAUAACGCAUUGUUAUUCAAAGCGACGUCUCGCUUUUAGAAACUUGUUGGGUAACAAAAGACAUGUCCACGAGAAAGAUACCUGGCGAUGUGGUCCCUUCGAAGAAGGAAAGCCAAGGCUACAUCGAUAAUUUAGGCAAGAUGCAGAAGUUUCAAUUAGAAGAGCUCUUAGAAAGGCAGAAAAAAAUUCUUGCCAAUAAGAAAUUUAUCUCGAAGCUUCCCGACAAAGGAGAGAAAAUAAUAAAUUUUCACAAUAAAAUAUUAAAGGAACUUGAACAUAGAAAUGAAGUGGAAGAGGCUGCCAACUUGUUGUCGAGGUUUAACAUAGCGUCCGAAGGUAAAACUGCCUUGAGCAAAUUGGAAUGGAUAGGAAAGUACAAUAAGGAUGACGAGGAUACAAUCAAGAUCGUCGAGCUGGACAGCGACGACGAAGAAGAUCCAUUGAAGAUACUAGCUCAGCCUACAGGAACUGGUAUUCACAAUAAGAAGAUUGUACACGUAGCACCUGAGGAAAGUCUCAUUAAGCCAGAAGACAUAGCAGAGAUCGAAACCUUCAAGACAAACCCUUUAGAUAUAGAACACGUGAAAUAUAUCGUCGAUAAAGUAGAGAAAACACAGGAAACAAAUAAAAAGGAGCCGUUUAAACCAUAUAAAACAACAAAGAGCAAUGUACAUGAUCCAAUGAAGGAAAAACAAAGAAAACUACAUAAACAUUGGGAAGUCACUGCAGCUACACCACCUCUCAUAGUUCACGGAGCAGCCAAAGUUAUGAGUUUGAAUGAAUCUUUGAAAUUGCAAAAGGAACAAACUGAAAAAUUACAGAAAAUUCAAGCAAAACAUGCAGUGGAACGUCUAGCUAAUCAAAUAGGACACGGAAUUGAUCCCAUACCACAAAAUGUCGAUAAUUACCGUUUACAUACAAACGAUUUACUUUCCUCUUCUGACUCUGAAGAUGAAGAACAAGAAGUGCACGACGAGGAAGAUAACGACAGAAGUGGAACAGUUGUAUUCACUAUAGAUUCUAUAGAAAGCUAACAAAGACUUAUAUUAUGUGCAUAUGUAUGAAAAAGUAUCAACUCUAAAAAUAUUAAUUUAUUUUUACUUUAAUAAAAUUAUUUUUAUUGUGACUGCUAAA